AUGGCUGUGGACAACCAUAAUUCUCUACUUUCAACACAGAAGUCUUCUGAUUCUGGGCUCCAGGUAGCUCUACAUCCUCUUGUUCUUCUCACAAUCUCAGAUUAUAUCACAAGACAUACUUUACGACAACAAACUGGACCUGUUGUAGGAGCAUUACUGGGUCAACAAAAUGGUCGUGAAAUUACUAUUGAGCAUGCAUUCGAGUGCCUACUUCAAGAGACAGAGGAAAAUGAAGUAAAGCUAUCACCAAGCUGGUUUGAGGCAAGAUUACAGCAGAUGAAGGAUGUUCACAAAGUCCCUCCUCUUGAUCUUGUUGGCUGGUACACCGUAAUUCCUAGCUCUGGACCACAACCUAUCCACCUACCCAUUCAUCGACAAAUCCUCUCUACAUACAAUGAGUCUGCUAUUCUACUUGGGUUCCAUCCUGAGGAAGCGCUUGGUGGCGCGGCUGGUGGAAAGUUACCUCUCACAAUAUACGAAAGCAAUUAUGAGGCAGAGGAAAGCAGUGGGGAAACUGGCGAGGAUAAGGAAAUGAAGGACGAAGAACCACAACUCAAGCUCAGAUUCAAGGAACUUCCAUUUACUGUCGAGACUGGCGAAGCAGAGAUGAUCAGUGUUGACUUCGUGGCCCGUGGUGGAGGCAAUGCUACAGCUGUAGAUGGUACCAGCAAUAAAGUUGCUCCCGCAGAAGGUAAGGGCAAAGGCAAGGCAACAUCCGAAGACACGAUUUGCCCGGAAGCCCCGAAACGCGAAGAGGCCAGUUUAUCACGCGAAGACGAGGAACAAAUCGCCUCACUAACUGCGAAGGCAAACGCUAUCAAGAUGCUACAAUCUCGAAUCAAUCUGGUUGCCGCCUACCUCCAAAAUCUUCCGCCCUCCUACGUAUCUGAUGGAGUUGCUUCAGAAUCCGAUAUCGAAUCUAAAAAUUACGCACCAGUCAACCACUCAAUUCUCCGCUCUAUUCAAGCCCUCCUCGGUCGUCUUAGUGUACUCAUACCCGCCAACAGUCAAGGUUUUGAACACGAACUCAUUUCUGAAAAGAACGAUGUCAGCCUUAUCUCCCUCCUCAGCGAGCUCACAAAAUCAGCGCAGGAUAUUAGAGAGACAGGAAAAAAGUUUGCCAUUGUAGAGAAUGGAAAGAUGAGCAGGAUGAUGAAGCAGGAUCGUGGCAUGGGUUGGGGCGAUCAGAGUCAUCCAAUGCGAGACGUAAUGAAUGCUGGAGAUCUUCUUAUGUGA
Messenger RNA from Sclerotinia sclerotiorum 1980 UF-70, 1236 nucleotides. RefSeq lists its product as hypothetical. Gene Ontology annotation, molecular function: protein binding; metallopeptidase activity. The transcript is spliced from 2 exons. Gene Ontology annotation, biological process: protein deneddylation. The record is from RefSeq and is a predicted model, not a curated record. Gene Ontology annotation, cellular component: COP9 signalosome. Bases 1 to 1236 code for a protein of 411 amino acids. Lineage: Eukaryota; Fungi; Ascomycota; Leotiomycetes; Helotiales; Sclerotiniaceae.